Molecule: messenger RNA, 965 nt
Organism: Purpureocillium takamizusanense
Lineage: Eukaryota; Fungi; Ascomycota; Sordariomycetes; Hypocreales; Ophiocordycipitaceae
Exons: 4
Coding region: 341-886 (181 amino acids)
Cellular component (GO): nucleus; cytoplasm
Molecular function (GO): protein tyrosine phosphatase activity
Source: RefSeq, a predicted model, not a curated record
CUCGGUGCCGCCGUUGCCGUCCGUUCACCUACCCACGUCCUGUUAGUACGUACGUAAUAAACGUGGCCAGCUGCCUUGCACGGAGCUCCUCCUACCAGGUACGCUCUACUUCGUUCAAAGUACGUUGGUUGUAAGUAGAAGUAGACCAACUACCUACUGUACGCUGUAGCUUUUUCAUCUGCCGAGCUUGGCUCACCUCGCUGGCCUGCCCUCCCCCAACCCAGCGAAUAUAUAUACCUAGUAGUAUAUAUCUCAGUUGGGACGAGGUAUCAGCACUCGCUCACCACAUCCAGCUACAUUGUAUAUCCAAGUUGCUCUUUUCCCUCCCCAUCCACAUCCCAUGUCGUCGUCAAGUGAAAUCGCCAGCGGGACUCCCGCGCAGCCGCAGCCGCAGCAGCAGCCGCAGCAACAACAGCAACAGCAACAAGAGGCACCGCCGUGGUGGGCGGCCUUCCCCGAACCAAAGGCCGCCUGCCCCCGCCUCGAGGCCGCCGACGUGAUGCAGCUGCUCGAGAGCCACGCCUCGCUCGGCGCACACAGCGACAGGAGCUUCCUGCUCGUCGACGUCCGCCGCGCCGACUGGGAGGGCGGCACCGUCGCCUCCUCCAUCAACCUCCCCGCCCAGACGCUGUACCAGACCCGCCCCGUCGUCUACCAGCUGUGCAGGCAGGCCGGCGUCAAGACUAUCAUCUUUUACUGCGGGAGCUCGAGCGGAAGAGGCCCCCGCUGCGCGGGCUGGAUGCAAGACUACCUCAACGAGAUGGGCGAGGCGAGCGUCACGGCCGCCAUCCUCAAGGGCGGCAUCAAAGGGUGGCAGAAGGCGUACGGCGGGAGGAUGAUGGACGCCUACGACCCAAAGUUCUGGAGCAGCAGCGAGGGCCCGUAAUGGUACCUAUUUUGCCCAGUCUUUUUUCCCCCUCUUUUCCCUUCGUCUCCGGUCGGUCUGUGUGCUUUUGGAAAGGGGG